AGCUAACGGAACGUGGAGCUUUUGUCAAUCGUUCCAGAUCAGUGAAGCAAGUAGACUCUUGGUUUUAUCACCGGAAGUUGUAUCAGUUUACAUAACUAUGUCUCGGUGCGGACUACUGAUUGAAUGUGCUGAUCGUGAGCACAUACAGUUGCCUUUGACGGGAGUCUCCGUCGUAGCCGAAAUAAUCGAUUUAGUGGCUAAAGUCUCAAUUGAGCAACGCUACGUCAACAGAGAAAACCACCCUAUAGAAGCCAUUUAUCUUUUCCCUGUUGACGAAGGGGCUGGAGUGUGUCACUUCACGGCCGAAGUAGACGGACGCAGCAUAGAAGGUGUCGUCAAGGAAACAGAAGAAGCCCGAAACGAUUACGACCAAGCGAUUCAAAGUGGCCAUUCCGCAUUUUUGGUAGAAGAGAAAUUACCGGACGUUUUCAAGGCAAAAGUUGGCAAUCUGGCCGCUGGAUCGGGAGCGAAAAUCCGCUUGACUUACGUCACAGAGUUAAAAGUAGAAGGAGAUGAAAUUCAAUUUUAUUUGCCGACUACCAUCGCCCCUAGAUACGUUCCUCCCACCGAUCUUUCCAGCGCUACAGCAGAGCUGGCUUCAAUCAACUAUACACAGACAAAUCAAUAUCAAGUCGAAAUUAACGUUACCGUACAAACGGCAUCCAUCAUUAAAAAGAUUUAUUCGCCAACGCACAAAAUCGAUGUUAAUCACAAUGUCGGUGAUAAUCCUAUGAAGGCAAAAUUGCAAUUGUUCGAAAAAGUGUCAUGCAUGGAUCGCGAUUUUGUCAUUUACGUUGAAGUUGCUGAACCGCAUCAGCCGCGACUUAUUCACGAAAAAUCCAAAAAUGGAACUUCGGCGCUGAUGCUCAGUCUGGUUCCUAGUUUCAAACUAGACGAAAUGAAAAUUGAAGCGAUAUUCGUCGUGGAUCGAUCGGGUUCUAUGCAAGGUCCAGGAAUUGUGGAAGCUAAGCGGGCAUUAAAGCUGUUCCUUCACUCUUUGCCCAUCGAUUGCUGCGUUAAUAUCGUUGGGUUUGGUUCUACUUACAAACCCCUUUUCUCUUCAAGUCGAAAGUAUGGCCACGAAUGUCUGGCUCUUACCAAAGAAUGCGCACAAUUUCUUGAAGCAGACCUGGGCGGGACGGAAAUUUAUGACCCAUUGGCAUGGAUAUUUGAGCAACCGACGAUUAACGGAUAUUCCCGCCAAGUUUUUGUACUUACGGACGGAGAGGUUUCGAAUGUUAAUAAGGUCAUUUCUUUAGUCCGCUGUCAAAGAGGAAAUGCUCGCGUUUUCGCUCUAGGACUGGGAAGUAGCGCAUGUCAUUAUCUGGUGGAAGGAAUAGCACGUGCGGGCAACGGAACAGCCCUAUUUGCCUCACUGGAAGAACGUUUGGAGAAGAAGGUCAUGCAACAGCUCCAAGACGCUCUGCAACCGGCACUUACGGAUAUCAGGAUCAACUGGCAAGGUUACGACGAAACGGAGCAGCUGUCCCCCCCUUUUAAUCCGCCCAUUCAAACCGAAAAGACUUUGAUGGGUUACGGCAAAUCCCGCGAGAAACCUGUGACUCCGGCCAUUUCCGAGAAUCCAGAAAUGAAACUGCGUCAGGCUCCGAGCGAUAAAAUGAUUCCGCCAGUGUUUGACGGCAGACAUUUCAUAGUCUAUGCCCUUAUAGCGCAAGGUGCGCACAUUCCGGAGUGGGUCGAAGUCGUCGCAUCCGCACCUGUUGGUCCCUUAUUACUGAAAGUCAAUCGAACCAAGCCAAAUUUCGAGGAAAGUCAACUGAUUCAUCGUUUGGCCGCUAAAAAACUGAUCCAAGUUUUACAGGAAAGAGGUGACGAUUUAAAAAACAAAAAUGAAAUUAUUCAACUUGGUUGUCAAUACGGAUUGGCAUCAAGAUACACGUCCUAUGUCGCCGUGGAUCCGAAAGAACAAAAAGAAUUGAAAGAUUCGUGGAUGGUAAUGAAAUCACGAGACAUUCCCGUUCAAGUAGCUCACGGUUGGGGUGGUUUGAGUCAAAAUUUCAUGAUGACAGACUCGGCGAACCUAAUUACGAAACCGAGAGUCGAAAGAUGUCUCUUGCUCGGCGACGGAAGCUCAACAGAGUCGCCUACAUUCAUGACGUUUAGCUCUCCUCUCGAGGGCCGACCGGUGAGUACUGGCCAUCAUACAAAUACUUUUGAAACGCUGCCCCAUUCAGCGCUACUCAGUGACGACGACAAGUGCAUAUUGCUGAUUUCCACUCAAAAUUAUGACGGAUCGUUCCCUAUGGAACAUGAACUCGCUCAGCUACUGCAUACUAAAUUGGAAAUUAUUAAACAAGCGGGAGAGAAAUGCUGUUAUUCAGAGACAGUUUGGGCAACAGCAACCGCGUUAGCCUAUUUGUCGUUGGCUUUGCCUAAACUAAAGGAUAGUUGGAAACUAGCUGCCAAGAAAGCUGAGAAAUGGAUUGACUCGCAUGAAGGAUUUAGCAAUCGUGAACAUCGUAAAUCUUGCAUUGAAGAAGCAUAUCAGUUUGUUAGGUCUAGAUUGUUUCUUUAAGAGUUUCGACAUUUACUGUUGAUACUUUGAGACCUCAAUGUCUUAUCUUUAUUCAGAUGCAACAUUAGUGUUCGGCAGUGGUUUAAAAUCGGUUACAAAUUCUGUAUUUUUAGUAAUAACAAAAUUGGUCAAUCAAAUUUGAAUUUGAAAAUAUCAAGGUUAAAUUUA
Molecule: messenger RNA, 2704 nt
Organism: Daphnia pulex (common water flea)
Lineage: Eukaryota; Metazoa; Arthropoda; Branchiopoda; Diplostraca; Daphniidae
Product: von Willebrand factor A domain-containing protein 5A-like
Exons: 16
Coding region: 98-2536 (812 amino acids)
Source: RefSeq, a predicted model, not a curated record